Oncorhynchus keta (chum salmon) is the source of this 1789-nucleotide messenger RNA. It is a transcript of the gene snrpa, whose product is annotated as small nuclear ribonucleoprotein polypeptide A. Gene Ontology annotation, molecular function: U1 snRNA binding. The record is from RefSeq and is a predicted model, not a curated record. NCBI's taxonomy places the organism in Eukaryota, Metazoa, Chordata, Actinopteri, Salmoniformes, Salmonidae. Gene Ontology annotation, cellular component: U1 snRNP. The transcript has 7 exons. Gene Ontology annotation, biological process: mRNA splicing, via spliceosome. Bases 164 to 1009 code for a protein of 281 amino acids.
GGAUCCGGAAAUUACACCAGCCAAUUAAAAAUAGUUGGCGUUGUUAGCUCUCAAGGGUGUCUGUUACGUUAGCUAGCAAGUUCCAGCACAAAAAACCCGUGUCGUUAGUUUCAUUCAUCUCUUUCGAGGCCGAUUACAUUGUGCAUCCCAGUACUGAAAGAAGAUGGCUGCUCCGGAUAUGCGCCUCAACCACACCAUAUACAUCAACAACCUGAACGAGAAGAUUAAAAAAGAUGAACUGAAGAAGUCGUUGUACGCAAUCUUCUCUCAGUUUGGUCAAAUCCUGGACAUUUUGGUUGCCCGCUCCCUGAAGAUGAGGGGUCAGGCUUUUGUCAUCUUCAAGGAGGUCAACAGUGCCUCCAAUGCCCUGCGUUCCAUGCAGGGGUUCCCAUUCUAUGACAAACCUAUGCGUAUUGGGUACGCCAAGGGGGACUCUGACAUCAUCGCUAAAAUGAAGGGAACCUAUGUGGAGCGUGACCGUAAGAAGGAGAAGAGGGCCAAGGUCAAGGGCCCAGAGGCUGCAGGGGCCAAAAAGGGUGUGCCAGGGACCCCUGUAGUACCCAUGGGCCCUGGAGUUCCAACACCCAUGCCUGGAAUGCCACCCAUGAGCGGAGCUCCUCGUAUGAUGCCAAUGCCAGGGCAGCCCCCCUACAUGCCCCCGCCAGGCAUGAUGCCACCUCCAGGGAUGGGCCCUGGGGGGAUGCUCCCUGGUGCCAUGCCUCCGGGUGGGAUGAUGCCCGGGCAAAUGCCCCACGCCCAGGUUGCAGAAAACCCUCCCAACCACAUCCUUUUCCUCACCAACCUCCCAGAGGAGACCAACGAGCUCAUGCUGUCGAUGCUCUUCAACCAGUUCCCAGGGUUCAAAGAGGUGCGUCUGGUGCCUGGUCGCCACGACAUUGCCUUUGUGGAGUUUGAUAAUGACGUGCAGGCUGGAGCGGCCAGGGAGGCACUGCAGGGCUUCAAGAUCACCCAGACCAACGCCAUGAAGAUCUCAUUCGCCAAGAAAUAACACAUCAGAGAGUGCUUGAGUGGUUUACAAUCACACACACACACACAUCCACACACAGAUAUCCCUCUUCCCCAUUAAACUAAACCAGCAUAGAGCCGACUACUAACCUGUCCUUCGCUAAGAAAUCACAGUGCGAUACAAGGCCCCCCCCUCCCCCUCCCAGGCUCCCUUACACAUUUGUUGCUGCUCCUUGUCCUGCUUACAGAUUAUGACAUAAGAAUUGUUUCAGCCUCCACCGGAAGGUAAGGAAUGGUGAUUGGACGAUCCCCUUCAUCACCGACGCCUAUAGGAGAGCCAAGUCUUUUUACCCUCUUAGUUUUGAAGUUCAGCAUAGACUUAUUUUUUCUUGUAAUUGUCUUGUUACUGCCCUUCCUGUGCUCCCGUACUAAUUUAGAAUAACUGGAGAUGACUUUCUUUGUAUCUGAUGGUAGGUUGCCAGCGGUUUUAGAGGAGACGACAUAAGGGCAGGAUUGUGAUGAUUGGAAUGCUGACGCCAGGCUCAAAAACGAUGAAGUGUCAGGACUAUGUUGGUUUAGUGAUUUGGUGCCGACAUAGAGGAUAGUUAGCUGACAUUUGCAUAGCCAGGUUAAGACUCGUUUUCAAGUAUGUCAGUUUCUGCACCCAUUCCUUGAGGACAAAAUCUGGUGUUUUGUAUGUAAGUAUAUUUUCAUUUUUAUUGUUUGUCUGUUAAAAAGCAUUGCACCCAGGGUCUGUUUCAUCCAGACAUUGUACCUGGAGCUUUUAUGUUUGAUUAAAAUGUGUGCUUUUUAUAAUGACUAA